AUGAUGGGAGACGAUAUCGAGUUGACCGGUGUGGCCAGGUCUGCCCAUGCCCGCGUCAAGACCAAAACCUUCGACACGGAACAGGCCGGGUCAUCGGGGAAAGACCAUGGCUAUUACUAUCGUAGGCCGCGCUUGGAGCGCUACCUCAGCACCCUGUCCACCGUCGCCUUUUCCGUCACCACGUUGGUGUCCUGGGAAGGGCUUGCUGCGAGUCUAGCAGGGACACUCGUCAAUGGCGGCCCGGUGUCUGUGGUGUACGGCAUGAUGCUUGCGUCGGUGGGUGCGCUCGCUGUCGCGGCAUCCUUGGGAGAGCUGGCUUCUAUCAAUCCAACGGCCGGCGCGCAGUACCACUGGACCUUUGAACUGGCCCCGGUAGCGCCUCGUUUUCUCAGUUUCAUACAGGGGUGGAUCACGGUCUUCGCGUGGAUUGCGACAACCGUUUCUAUCCCUUUCCUGAUCGGGAGUAUCAUCGAGAUGCUGGUAGCCAUGCACCAUCCCACGUACGUGCCCCAGCAGUGGCACGGUAUGCUGUUUAUGUGGGCCAUCCUGGUCAUUCCCAUCUCGGUCAAUGUCUUUGCUCGCAAGCUGCUGCCGACCUUUGAGGUCUUCGGUGGCACAUUGCAUAUCCUCGUCUUCCCGGCGAUGAUUAUCACUCUGGUUCUCCUGGCGCCUCGGAACACUUCGGAGCUUGCGUGGACCUACUUUUUUAGCGGUCUAACCGGCUGGGAGAAUCGAGGUGUGAUCUGGUCUGUUGGGAUGCUCAGCCAGAUUUCCACCAUGAAUGGCAUCGACAGCGUCCUCCACAUGAGUGAAGAGGUCGAAGACGCCAAGCGCGUCGUCCCCAGAGCCAUGAUCGCCGGUGUCAGCAUCAACGCCGUCCUAGCCAUCGCCUUCGCCAUCACCAUCGUCUACACCAUGGGCAACAUCGCGCCAAUUAUCCUCGCACAGUCUCCGUACCCGAUGCUGAACAUAUUCCUCAGCAUCACGAAAUCCAAACCGGCAACCAGCGCCAUUGGCCUCGCUGAUCCUCAUCACCGUCGGCGUGGCCGUCUUCAACAACCUCGCCUCGGCAACGCGUCUGACCUGGGCCUUCGCCAGAGACAACGGCCUUCCGUUUUCUCGCUUCUUCCGACGAGUCUCCCCCAAGCAUAG
This is a messenger RNA of Monascus purpureus, 1152 nucleotides long. The record is from the annotation of a GenBank genome assembly. NCBI's taxonomy places the organism in Eukaryota, Fungi, Ascomycota, Eurotiomycetes, Eurotiales, Aspergillaceae.